AAGCCUACCCUUUCUUUUAAAAUCUUUCUCUCCGUAGUUUAUUGAAAUCUGGUUUUUCACUUUCUCUACCACUUUCCUUUCCAGAGUGUAAAAAGUUAGUGUCACCAUUCGGCUUAGAAGUGCCCUUAGCUCAAAAGAUACUGAAACUAGUUUUGCAUGAUGAUUGAUUUUGGUUUUGGCGUGCAUAAAUAGUUUCCUGUGUUUUUUUUUGUCUUUUUUGAUAAAUCACAUUUUUCUCGCAUCUCAACAGCCAAGAAAACUCAUUCCUUUCAGCUAAACACAGUUUACUACCCCGGCUGAAAAUCAUACUGUAUGAGCGCAUGUGAAUAGCUGCUGAAGUAGUUUCUUUGCAUUGGAUUAAAUAGCCAGUCAAUCUCUGGACUAACAGUGUAAGAAAAGUGUACUAUAAGUGGACUUGAAGACAUCGACGCUGACUAGAUCACAUCAGCAACCAGCAGCGUACUAGAGGACCCUUUAACUAUUUUUGAACUCUUUUUCUUUUUUGCAAAUUCGUCCCAACCAUUUUUGAAUUUCGGUUAUCGAUCUGCCCGGAACGUGAAACGUGGCGUGUGUUUUUUGUGAUCGAACGUAAUACGUUACUCGUGUCGUGUCUUGGCACCUCGUGGUGCACUUCCGAAACAUCAUGACCGAAUCACCUGACUCGCAGCGGCGCCGGGAGGAAUGUGAGCGAAAGGCCCGCCGAGGGGAGAUGGAUCCCCGGUUGGAGUUCACCUUCCAGCUGCUGAUGGACGCCACCGGAUUGCCUCGGCAUCAGAUCAUGGACCAUAUCUUCGAGGGGAACAUGCUGGACGAGAUCAACCAGCUGUUCCUGCCGAACAUGCGCAACAAGCUGAUGUGGUUCUACCAGGAGGUGGACGAAGUCGAUCAGCCCGCCGAGCGGGACAUCAGCAAGCCCGGUCCGUCGCGGGCGGGUGCGUCCAGUUCGUCGAAAACACCGCAAGGUGCAUCGGGAGCGGCCCACCACAAGCAGCACAAGCUGUUCAUCACCGACGGGUGGAGCUGCGCUUUCACCGGGAUCUGCAUCUAUAUGUUCCGCAUCAACAUCCAGAAGCAGCUGCCCGAGGAAGGUUUCCAUAAGGAUCUGUACUGCGGCUACAUAGAUGCCAACCGGGUCGGCCUGGUGACAUCGAUCGAACGCAUCGUUGAGCACGUUUUCAUGCAAGCUCUAGCCUAUCCCAACAUCGAAUCCGAAGAUGAGGAAAUGAGCUGUAAUCUGAUCAAAUCCCAACUGCUGCCCGGAUUGCGCUCAUUCUGCAGUGCCCUGCGCGUUUGCGAGCAAGUCUGCAAUCAUUUUAACGUGUUUGAUGAUGGGAAGACGAUUGUCUGUCGCGUCGACACCCUGGCGGAGGUUAGAGAAAUGUCGAAAAGUGCGUCUACUUGCGCCGAGCUGGAGGAGCGGGUGAACAAUUGGAUCAAAGGAAUUGCUAAAAUUCUGAUGGAGAGCGAACAACUACGUCGGGAGAAUGAUUCGAGCGGACCCCAGGAUGAGUUGGAAUACUGGAAGCGGCGUGGAGCGCAGUUCUCGCAACUGCUGUCCCAUCUGCAGGAACGAGAAGUGCAGUGGACGUUGUACUGCCUGUCGCAGUCAGGCUCAAAAGUGUUGAAGCAAUGGAAAGAGACCGACAAGAAAAUUACGUUCUGCUACAAUGAAGCUCGUGAUAAUUCCAAGUUUAUUCAGGCUAUGGAGGCUUGUUGUCACUCGCUUUACCUGGAUGACCCAGUCAACAUGAAGGAGUCGAUCGUAAGCCUCCUGCAAACCGUUCGAUUGAUCUAUAGUGUGUCGCAAUUCUACAACACUUCUGAGCGUACGUCCACACUGAUGGUGAAGAUCACCAACCAAAUGAUCGAAACCUGCAAGUCAUACAUUACGUGCCGAGGCAAGGAAACGAUUUGGACCCAGGACCGGGACUUAGUUCGCACCAAACUCACCAAUUGUUUGAAGUUGAAUCACAUCUACAGGGAAACCUACCACGCCGUGAAAUCCCAACCGUUCCUCCCCGACCAGAUCCCGUUCGCCUUUUCGGAGAACUACGUCUUUGGAAAGUUCGACACAUUCUGCGAUCGUCUGUCGAAGAUAAUCGCCAUGUUUAAUUUGAUCGAUGACUACAACCACCUGUUUGAGAGACGCCUCGAAGGGUUGCUCUUGGGCGAAGCUCUUGAAGACGCCAUGAACACCUUCGACGAAGCUCGGGUUGAGAUCAUCAUGAAGAAGUACGACUACCUAGACCAACGCAACGUUGACUUUAACAAUGACUUCCAAAUAUUCAUGCAAAAGACCGACACUUUGAAGGAAACGAUCGCAUCCAUGAUUGAGCACAACUUUGACAGCGUUUGGGAGACACCCCAAGGAAUCCGGUUUUUGGUUCGCUUCGAGAAAGUCAGCGAGAAGAUUCCCCUCAGCACUAUGGACGAGAAGUACCAACGAGUGUCCAAGUAUUGCGAGAAGGAAAUCGAUCGCAUACUGAAGCUUUAUCGAAAGCAACGGGAUGACCCACCAUUGCCGCGAAACUUCCCACCAAUAGCCGGACGUAUCAAGUGGUGUCGCUCGCUGGAGUACCAUUUGGAAGAGCUGGUCACCACGGUGACUACUCAUCCGGUACUAGCCGCGCUCCCCACCACAAAAGAUAUCGAGAAUCGCUACAGCUCGGCCAAGGUCAUCUUGGCCGAGUACGAACAGGAGAUGACCCAGAUUUGGCUCAGUCAGGAUGUUAGUGUGGCGGACGCCUGUCUGGUGCAGCCGAUCUUGGCCCUGCAAGGUGACAGACUGGUCGUCAACUUGCAUCCUACUAUACCGCUGUUGAUACGCGAAAGCAAGUGUAUGGCGAAGAUGAAGAUCGACCUGCCGAUCGUUGCCGCCACGUUGCUCUGUAAACAAACGCACUUCAACACAAUACAGGACUCACUGAAUAGUCUUAUCAAGAUGUUCUUGAAUACCAUCAAGAAGGUCAAGUUGGAGGUCAGGCCAUUGCUGCUGCCGCAACUAGUCCGCUUGACGGCCAUGCUGAAACCGGGACUUAAAUCCAUCAACUGGACUAGCCCUAGGUGGAUCGAAUUCUACGACAACUGUAAGGAAGCCAUCGAAAUGUUCGAUGUGCUGGUAGCCCGCGUCCACGACAUUUACUCCAAUCGUAUUCUGCACGUGUUGACGUCCAUGCAGGACAUCCAGCUGCAAUCGCUUCCGAACGACGACGAAAUGUGGGCGGUGGAUGAGUUCCUGGAGAAUACGGAGGAAACGUGCCGUCAGGCGGCAACCGAGCUAAAUCGCAAGAGCCAAAUGGUGGAGGAGGCAGUCGAAGAAGUCUUGGAUUUAGUGCAUCGUGCUUCUCAGAUAUUCAAACGAAUGGUCGGUGCCGAAAAUGACUUUUUCGUUGAUGAAGACAAAAAACCAUCGGAGAAGUCGUCCCCAACCCCGGAGGGAGACAAUGAUGACGGAAGCGGCCAGCAGCAGGAUUGGAGCAUCCUUUGGUCCUGCUUCGAGAACCCAUUGCAGCUACUGUCGCACCACGGUGGUGGCCUUCCGAAAGGAAUGCAAGACAUGGUAUUCAAUGCUGUCUCGGAGAUGCGGCGCUACUACAGUCGCAAGGUGAUCGAUGUCCUCAUACGCGUGACCCGAACAUCUCUGGACUGCCUGAGGCGGCGGUUCAUCGAGGUCGAAGGCGAAGAUCAACCGCGCAAACCGAUUUUCAUUCUCCAGUCCUUGCUGAUGAUACCGAACGUGACCAUCAGACCGAACCUAGAAGAGCUGCAGGAUGCGUUGACGAUUGCCGGUAAACAGAUAACCGGUGUCUCCAAAGGUGUUGCACAGUGGAACACCGGCAAGGAUAUCGACGAUAAGCCAAGGCCUUCGGCUGCCGCUCUUGCUUCGGCCGCUACGGCGGCAAAGUUGGCAAAAGCGAGCGCCGCCACGCUUGAUGAUAAGUCUCGGCGGCGCAAGAUGUACCGAUUGCAGUCGGAGGAGAAACCCCGUAUGAUACACAUGACGAAGAGUUUCUACAGCUACGUGAUGGACAACAAGGAAGUGGUGAAGACGCUGUCGUUGCUGUCAAGCUGCAUCCGUAACAUGAAGCCCGAGCUACACCAGUUUGUGGACAAGUGGAAGCCGUAUCACUUCCUGUGGAAGAACGAUAAGACCAUACGGCAGCUGCUGGAGUGUACACUUUUCGAGUUUGAAAGCACGCUUCGGCAGCUGGUUGACUUGGAAACGAACCUACAGGUGGAGAAGGACAUGCAGUACUUCGGUCAAAGCAUUGCCCUGUCCACGGAGAAGCUGAAGUUUGGUUUAUCGAUUGAAAUCAAGUCUUGCACUCACAAACUGGGACAGGCGAUGAAGAAAAAGUACAAACGCGAGAUGGACUACGUCUACGCGGUGAUCAACGAGAUGGACCGCAAGCUGGAUCGCCAAAUACGCGAUCUAGACGACGUUCGCACAGUGAUGGAUACCCUCAGUAAGAUCCGCGAACAGGAAGUCGAUAUGGAGCUGAAGAUUGAACCGAUCGAAGAAGCAUUCAACAUGAUGCACAAGUAUGAGAUAGCGGUCGAUCGCGAGCAAAUGGACCAGGUUGACAAUCUGCGCUACACUUGGGUGCGCUUGCAGUCCCGUGCCAAAGAGGUACACUGCAAACUGCUUGAGAUGCAACCAGAUUUCCAAAGCGACCUGCGCGCCAAUUUGGAGAGAUUCAAGCAGGACAAGAUAGACUACGUUGCCGAGUACAGGGUGUCAGGGCCCAUGGAACCGGGCCUGACGCCACGCGAAGCGUCCGACAAGUUGUUGCUCUUCCAAAAUCGAUUCGACGGCAUGUGGAGAAAGCUCCAGACUUAUCAGAGUGGCGAGGAACUGUUUGGUUUGCCUCAAUCAGACUAUCCUGAACUUGGCCAGAUCAAGAAGGAGCUGAACUUGCUACAGAAGUUGUACAAGCUUUACAACGAUGUCAUUGAUCGGGUCAGCAGCUACUAUGAUAUUCCUUGGAGUGAUGUCGACAUCGAAGAGAUCAACAACGAACUGAUGGAGUUCCAGAAUCGUUGCCGCAAGCUACCAAAGGGUCUCAAGGAGUGGCCCGCCUUUUACGCCCUCAAACGAACAAUUGAUGACUUCAAUGACAUGUGUCCAUUGCUUGAGCUUAUGGCUAAUCGAGCGAUGAAACCACGUCAUUGGCAGAGAAUCAUGGAGGUGACAAAAUAUACCUUCGAGUUUGAUAGCGAAGGUUUCACGCUGAAGCACAUUCUGGAAGCGCCUCUACUGAAGCACAAGGAAGACAUCGAAGAUAUCUGUAUAUCGGCAAUGAAAGAGAAAGACAUCGAAGCGAAACUUAAGCAGGUCACGAACGAAUGGUCCGCUCACGAGCUCAGUUUUAUGACCUUCAACAACAGAGGAGAACUGUUGCUACGCGGUGACACAACCGCUGAAACUAUAGGUCAACUUGAGGACAGCUUAAUGGUGCUGAGCUCUCUUCUCUCCAAUCGAUACAACGCACCAUUCCGUAAGCAAAUCCAACAAUGGGUCUACGAUCUAUCCAACUCGAACGACAUUCUCGAAAGAUGGUUGCUAGUGCAGAAUAUGUGGGUCUACCUGGAAGCUGUAUUCGUCGGUGGCGACAUUGCCAAGCAGCUGCCAAAGGAAGCGAAACGUUUCUCCAAGAUCGACAAGUCUUGGCAGAAGAUUAUGCAGCGUGCCCACGAGACACCAGGCGUAGUUGCCUGCUGUGUUGGUGAUGAUUUGCUGAAGCAGUUACUACCGCAUCUUCAAGAACAACUAGAACUGUGUCAGAAAUCCCUUAGUGGAUACCUAGAGAAGAAACGUAUGAUGUUCCCGAGAUUCUUCUUCGUGUCGGAUCCGGCUUUGCUGGAAAUCCUCGGACAGGCGUCCGACUCCCACACGAUACAAAAUCAUCUACUGUCGAUAUUCGACAACACCAGAUACGUAAAGUUCCACGACAUCGAGUACAACAAAAUGAUGGCGAUCAUUUCCUCAGAAGGCGAGAUGAUUCCGCUGGAUCGAGCUAUUCGAGCAGAAGGUUCAGUCGAGACGUGGCUUACGUCAUUGCUGCAGUCUAUGCAACAAUCGCUUCACUCCAUCAUUCGACAGGCGUACCAUCUGAUGAACGAUCCCAACUUUACUCUGCUAUCGUUCCUGGAGAAGCUCCCAGCGCAAGUGGGGCUUCUGGGUAUUCAGAUGAUUUGGACCAGGGACGCCGAAAUGGCGCUGAUGCAAGCGCGCCACGAGAAGAAGGUUAUGUCGGAGACGAACAACAAAUUCUUGGAACUGUUGAACACACUGAUCGAUCAGACUACGCGCGACUUGGUGAAGAUUGAACGCACCAAGUUUGAAACCUUGAUCACGAUUCACGUCCAUCAGCGCGAUAUAUUCGACAUCUUGUGCCGGAUGAACAUCCGAUCGGCAAACGACUUCGAAUGGUUGAAGCAGUGUAGGUUCUACUUCAAGGAAGAUGUCGAUAAAACGUGGAUCAACAUAACGGACGUUACGUUCAUUUACCAGAACGAGUACUUGGGGUGCACAGAUCGACUGGUAAUUACACCGUUGACUGAUCGUUGCUAUAUAACUCUUGCUCAGGCCUUAGCACUGAGUAUGGGUGGAAGUCCUUGUGGUCCAGCGGGAACUGGAAAGACCGAAACGGUCAAGGACAUGGGUAAAACGUUGGCCAAGUACGUAGUUGUGUUUAACUGUUCCGAUCAGAUGGACUACAGAGGCUUGGGACGGAUCUACAAAGGCUUGGCGCAAUCCGGAUCUUGGGGUUGCUUUGACGAGUUCAACCGUAUUGAGCUCCCGGUCCUGUCCGUCGCAGCCCAACAGGUGGCAGUCAUUCUCACUGCCAAGAAGGAGAAAAAGAAGCGAUUCAUAUUCACCGAUGGGGAUGACAUCGAAAUGAACUCUGAGUUUGGUGUGUUCAUCACCAUGAAUCCCGGUUAUGCCGGGCGUAAAGAGUUACCGGAGAACUUGAAAAUCCAGUUCAGAACCGUCGCAAUGAUGGUACCGGAUCGUCAGAUCAUCAUUCGCGUGAAGCUUGCCUCCUGCGGUUUCCUUGAGAAUAUCACGCUUGCCAGGAAGUUCUACACCUUGUACAAGUUGUGCGAAGAGCAGCUGACCAAACAGGUUCAUUACGACUUCGGUCUACGAAAUAUUCUUUCGGUUCUCAGAACACUGGGAGCCGCCAAACGAGUGAAUCACAAGGACAGUGAGAGCACCAUCGUAAUGCGAGUGCUGCGAGACAUGAACCUAUCAAAGCUGAUUGAUGAAGAUGAACCACUAUUUAUGUCUCUAGUUACGGAUCUUUUCCCCAACCAGACGUUGGAGAAAACUAGCUACGGAGAGCUGGAGGCAGCUAUUCAAGUACGCGUUGAACAAGCGGGACUUAUCUACCAUCCUCCAUGGAUACUGAAGCUGAUUCAACUGUACGAAACUCAGCAAGUUCGCCAUGGAAUUAUGACCCUGGGACCCCCAGGAGCAGGCAAGACCUGCUGCAUAAGAAUCUUGAUGAAGUCCCUGACUGACAUCGGGCUUAUUCACAAGGAAAUGCGCAUGAAUCCGAAGGCGAUUACAGCCGCCCAAAUGUUCGGUAGGUUGGACGUAGCCACGAACGAUUGGACCGAUGGUAUUUUCUCAGCCCUCUGGAGGAAAACGCUCAAGGUGAAGAAAGGCGAACAUACGUGGCUCGUACUCGAUGGACCGGUCGACAGUAUUUGGAUCGAGAACUUGAACUCGGUGCUGGACGACAACAAAACCCUAACGCUGGCUAACGGGGAUCGUCUCUCGAUGGCACCGACCUGCAAGAUCAUCUUCGAACCGCACAACAUCGACAACGCGUCGCCGGCUACCGUUUCCCGCAACGGUAUGGUUUACAUGAGUUCGUCAGGUUUGGACUGGAAACCAAUACUCCAAGCGUGGUUGCGGACACGUAGCCCGCUGGAGAAGAAAGUUUUCAACGAGCUGUUCGACGGAUCGUUCCUAAAAAUCUACACCUGGGUCACGCAAAACCUGAUGCUGAUGAUGGACGUGCUGCAGUGCAACUUUAUACAGCAGAUGAUCUACAUUCUGGAUGGAUUGGUUCCUGUGACCGGGGAAAACGAGCAGGAGGUGGCACUGUCUACUACCGGAAGCUUGGACGGUUUGUUUUGGUUCAUGAGCUGUUUGACCUUUUGUACUCAUUUUCUUUCCUUGUUUGCAGACGACAUGAACGACGACGAAGCACCGAAGCCGAAGGAUGAAGCCUGCACCCCGGAGCACUUGAACCGGCUGUACGUAUUCGCCAUUGCGUGGGGUAUCGGAGCGUACCUCAACUCUGCGGACCGCCUCAAGUUGGACGCACACGUCAAGGCCAAGUAUCGCAAUCUGGAUUUUCCCACCGCCGAGGAGAAGCCAGAUUCGUCGAUAUACGAUUAUUUUGUGUCGGCCACGGGCAGUUGGCAGUUGUGGAAAACUCUAGUGACGCCCUACGUAUACCCGGAGCACUCGACUCCGGACUAUUUGAGCAUCUUGAUUCCGAUUGUGGACAACGUACGCAUCGACUACCUGAUCAACGUGAUCGUCAAGCAGGAGAAGGCCGUACUGCUGAUCGGAGAACAGGGCACAGCCAAGACAGUUAUGAUGAAGAGCUUCAUGAAGAAGCUGAACACGGAAACACACAUGGGACGUUCGUUCAACUUUUCAUCCGCUACCAGUCCGUACCACUUUCAGAAAACCAUCGAAAGCUACGUGGAGAAACGGCUGGGCAACAUGUUUGGACCGGGCGGGGGUCGUAAGCUUCUGGUAUUUAUUGACGAUAUCAAUAUGCCUCAGAUCAACGAAUGGGGCGACCAGAUUACGAACGAAAUCGUCAGACAGACCAUGGACAUGAGAGGGUUCUACAGUCUGGAGAAACCAGGAGAAUUUACUAACAUCGUGGACGUCCAGUUCGCCGGAGCAAUGGGUUUACCCGGAGGGGGUCGCAACGACAUACCAGCGCGCCUGAAACGCCAAUUUAGCGUCUUCAAUUGUAACAUUCCAGAUAAUACGUCGAUAGAUACGAUCUUUAGAACACUCGGCGAAGGACACUACAAUGUAAAGCGCGGAUUUUCAAUGGAGGUGCGAAAGCUUGUGAAACGGCUAGUGCCUCUAACUCGAGUGCUUUGGCAGCGUACAAGAGAACAACUUCUUCCCACUCCUGCAAAAUUCCACUAUAUAUUCAGCUUGAGAGACCUUUCCCGGAUAUGGCAAGGAAUGAUCGGAACCUUAUCGACGGUGAUCACAUGCGAAUCGGUGUUGAUUCUACUAUGGAAGAACGAAUGCACCCGGGUGUUCGCUGAUCGUUUUGUAUCGAUGUCUGACACGGAAUGGUUCCUGGAACAGAUGCUUCAAGUACUAGAGACAGACAUUGGGCCCGAGUACAGAGAGAUGGCCGGACCGAGUCCGGUCUUUGUCGACUUCAUGCGAGACGCUCCAGAGCCAACCGGAGAGGAAGGCGAGGAAACAGAUAUGGAAUUACCGAAGGUUUACGAGCCAGUGACAGAUUUUAGUAUUCUGCGAGAACGUCUUAAAAUGUUUCUGCUACAGUUCAAUGAAAUGAUUCGUGGAACUGGGAUGGACUUGGUAUUCUUCCCAGAUGCAAUGCUACACUUGGUGAAAAUAUCGAGGAUCAUCCGUCACCCAAGGGGAAACGUAAUGCUGGUAGGCGUCGGCGGGUCUGGAAAACAGUCGCUUACUAAGCUCGCUUCGUUCAUCGCUGGAUAUAAAACCUUCCAGAUCAGUUUAACACGCUCCUACAACGUAGCUAACUUCCUUGAAGAUUUAAAGCUCCUGUAUCGCUCAUGCGGCGUACAGGGCAAGGGAACGACGUUCCUAUUCACAGACAUGGAUGUCAAGGAGGAAAGUUUCCUUGAAUAUUUGAACAACAUCCUGUCAUCGGGAGUAAUUUCGAACUUAUUCAAUCGUGACGAACAGACCGAGAUAGUUUCUGAACUAACACCGACCAUGAAGCGGGAGAACCAGAAGAAGAACGUGACACAAGAAACGGUAAUGGAAUAUUUCCUGCAGCGUGUCUGUCACCAUCUUCAUGUGGUAUUCUGCUUUUCUCCUGUCGGCGAGACAUUCCGACGCAGAAUUAUGCGGUUUCCUGCAUUGGUAUCAGGUUGCACAGUCGACUGGUUCCAACCUUGGCCGAAAGAUGCGUUGGUGGCCGUCGCUCGACAUUUUCUAACAGAUUUUUCGAUCGAAUGCACCCCGGAGGUGAAGGACGAACUGGUGAGUGCGCUUGGGACAAUACAAGACGUAGUGUCACAGACUUCUCUGGAAUACUACCAACGAUUCCGCCGUGCAACGCACGUCACUCCCAAGUCAUACCUGAACUUUAUAGCAGGUUACAAGAACAUUUACACUCAAAAGCACAAGGAGUUAUGCGACGGAGCGGAGAAGAUGGAUACUGGUCUGGAAAAGCUGGCCGAAGCUUCCGAGUCAGUCGAAAUUCUGAAACAAGAGCUCGCAGUGAUGGAAAAGGAUUUGGUGGAGGCUUCCGCCAAAGCCGAGCGCGUAUUGGUUGAAGUUACAGAGCGAGCUAUGCAGGCUGAAGUAUUCAAGAACCAAGUCCAGGUGGUGAAAGAAAAGGCCGAAGCCUUGGUGCAGAACAUCGCCGCUGAAAAAGGAUUUGCCGAAGAAAAAUUGGAAGCGGCCAAGCCUGCACUAGAAGAAGCAGAGGCAGCGCUCAAUACCAUCAAACCAGCUCACAUAGCUACAGUCCGUAAGCUUGGCAGGCCGCCUCAUUUGAUUAUGCGUAUCAUGGACUGCGUAUUGAUUAUGUUCCAACGGAAGCUACAUCCGGUAAUCGCAGACACGAGUGCGCCAUCACCCAAACCCUCUUGGCAGGAAUCUCUGAAAAUGAUGGCUAGCACAACUUUCCUGCUUCAGUUGCAGAACUACCCGAAAGAUACCAUCAACGAUGAAAUGAUCGAGCACCUGCAGCCGUACUUCCGAAUGGAGGACUACAACAUGGACACAGCCAGAAGGGUGUGUGGCGACGUCGCAGGGUUGCUAUCCUGGACCAAAGCUAUGGCAUUCUUCCAUGGGGUGAACAAGGAAGUACUGCCGCUGAAGGCAAACCUGAUGCUGCAGGAAGCUCGUCUCAAGAUCGCCAUGGACGACUUGGCCGCGGCCGAGAACCAACUGGCUGAGCGUGAAGCUGCCCUGCAGAAAGUCAAAGACCAAUACGACGCCGCCGUUUCCGAGAAACAACGGUUGACGGAUGCCGCGAACAGUUGUCUGCGCAAAAUGACCGCAGCCACAGCGCUGAUCAACGGUCUGGGCGGUGAGAAAACCCGCUGGACACAGCAGAGCAAAGAGUUCAAAAUUCAACUCGGCAAACUCGUUGGAGAUGUCUUGCUUGCAACAGGAUUCUUAUCCUACUGUGGCCCAUACAACCAGGAGUUCCGCGGAACUCUAUUCAAAACGUGGAUGAACAUCUUAAGAACUCGAACCAUACCGUAUACGACAGGACUAAGUAUCAUCGGAAUGUUGACCGACUCUGCCACUAUUUCCGAAUGGAAUCUGCAGGGUCUACCAAACGAUGAACUUUCCAUUCAAAACGCAUUGAUUGUAACGAAAUCCAGCAGUUAUCCGCUGUUAAUUGACCCCCAGAGCCAGGGAAAGAUCUGGAUUAAAUGCAAAGAAGAUCAAAACGAGCUGCAAAUUACGUCUCUCAACCACAAAUACUUCAGAACCCAUUUGGAGGACAGUUUGUCCCUCGGACGUCCACUGUUGAUCGAAGAUGUUGGAAUAGAGUUGGACCCCGUCAUUGAUAAUGUGUUGGAGAAGAACUUCAUCAAAUCUGGAUCCAUGGAGAAAGUGCUCGUCGGUGAUAAAGAGUGUGAUGUGAUGCCAGGUUUCAUGUUGUAUAUCACCACCAAAUUACCAAAUCCUGCUUUUAGCCCCGAGAUCAGUUCCAAAACAUCCAUUAUUGAUUUCACUGUAACCAUGCGCGGCUUGGAGGACCAACUGCUCGGUCGCGUUAUAUUGAUGGAGAAGGCCGAUCUAGAAUCGGAACGAGUGCAACUGUUUGAAAGCGUCAUGAAGAACCAACGCAGCAUGAAAGAGCUGGAAGCCAAUCUACUUCUCCGUCUGACAUCUACCGAGGGAUCUCUGGUAGACGAUGAAGCACUGAUCGAGGUGCUGCAAGAAACGAAAACUACCGCCGAAGACGUGAACCAGAAGUUGAAGAUCGCCGAAGUGACCGAGAAGAAGAUCAUGAUCGCUCGAGAGGAGUUCCGAGCGGUGGCAGCACGAGGAUCAAUCCUAUACUUCUUGAUCGUGGAAAUGUCGAACGUGAAUGUUAUGUAUCAGAACUCGCUGAAGCAGUUCUUGAUCAUAUUCGACAACUCGAUCACCAAAUCCGCCAAGAGUAACAUUACUGAGGAACGAAUCAACAUAAUUCUAAAGUACCUCACAUACGAGGUAUGGGCUUUCACGAGCCGUAGUUUGUACGAGAGACAUAAGCAGUUGUUCACUCUCAUGUUGGCGGUUAAAAUUGACUACCAAAAGGGCAACAUUAGCCAUGAUGAAUUCAUGGCAUUCGUCAAAGGAGGUGCAUCGCUGGAUCUGAACGGAGUAACUGCAAAGCCCUUCAAAUGGAUUUUGGACAUAACUUGGUUAAACUUGGUUGAAAUUAGUAAGUUGAAAACUUUCAGUGGAAUAUUGAAGAAGAUCGAAUACAACGAAAGGGAGUGGAGAAUGUGGUACGAAACCGAACGACCCGAAAUGGAAGUCAUCCCUUGCGAUUAUGAAAACGAGUUGGAUGUUUUUAGGAAACUGUUGUUGAUACGAUCUUGGAGUCCGGACAGGACGGUUUCGCAAGCUAGACGUUACAUCGAGGUAUCCCUUGGCAAAGAAUACGGAGAAAUGCACAUUUUAGAUUUGGAUAUAACUUGGUCGGAAUCGGAGCCUCGGACACCUUUGGUAUGUAUCUUGUCCAUCGGCUCCGAUCCGACCGUCCAAAUUGCGGCGCUGGCCAAAUCCAAGGGCAUCCCACUGAAGACAGUUUCCAUGGGUCAAGGUCAAGAAUACCACGCUCGUAAAAUGAUGACGGAUUGCAUGGCCUCUGGAGGAUGGCUACUACUUCAAAACGUCCACCUGUCUCUCACAUUCUGCAAUGAAAUUAUUGAUAUCCUAAUCGAAACCGAGCACGUAGCGGAAUCAUUCCGCCUUUGGAUAACCACCGAAACGCACCAGCACUUUCCAAUUGGCUUGCUUCAGAUGGCGAUCAAGUUUACCAACGAACCACCGCAAGGAAUUCGCGCCAGCUUGAAGCGUAGCUAUCUUACUUUCACACAGGAUUACCUAGAUUACACCUCGGCACCUCAGUGGCCACCGCUGUUGUACACCGUAGCAUUCCUGCACUGUGUCGUUCAAGAACGACGUAAAUUUGGUCCUUUGGGAUGGAACAUCCCGUACGAGUUCAACGCGGCGGAUUUCUCCGCCAGCGUGCAAUUCAUCCAAAACCACCUGGAUGAAAUGGACCCGAAAAAAGGCGUAUCAUGGCAAACGCUUUGCUACAUGCUCGGUGAAGUCAUGUACGGAGGACGAGUUACGGACGACUUCGAUAAACGCCUGCUUACCACCUUUACGCAAGUGUGGUUCUCGGAACAUCUUCUCACACCGAGUUUCGAGUUCUACAAGGGAUACCGAGUUCCAAACUCGCGAAACAUUCAAACCUACAUAGAUUAUAUUAAUCAAUUGCCUUCGACGGAUACUCCAGAGGUGUUUGGCUUGCAUCCCAACGCGGACAUUACCUAUCAGAUCAAUACGGCAAAGGGCAUUCUGGAUACCAUCCUCAGUGUACAACCGAAAGAGGGUGGUGGUGGAGCUGGCGAGACUAGGGAAUCGAUAGUUUGGCAGCUGGCAAAUGAUAUGUUACGCAAGCUGCCUCCGCAGUACGUUUCGUUCGAGGUGAAGGAGUCGCUGGCCAGGAUGGGUGCGCUGUUGCCGAUGAAUAUUUUCCUAAGGCAGGAAAUCGACCGAGUGCAGCGCGUAAUCAAUACCGUUUACACCAAUCUGUGCGACCUGAAGCUGGCCAUCGACGGCACGAUUGUGAUGAGCCACUACCUACGACAGUCUUUGGACGCGAUGUACGACGCCCGCAUUCCGGAGAAGUGGCAAAAGAUAUCUUGGGAAUCGACCACGCUUGGAUUCUGGUACACUGAACUGCUGGAACGGAAUCAACAAUUCCGUGCAUGGAUCAGCAGUGAUCGCCCGAAGGUUUUCUGGAUGACGGGAUUUUUCAAUCCUCAAGGAUUUUUAACGGCUAUGCGGCAGGAAGUCACCCGUGCUCACAAGGGGUGGGCUUUGGAUUCGGUGGUGUUGCAGAAUCAGAUAACCCGCUAUAACAAGGAGGACAUCCAUGAUGGCCCGCAGGAGGGUGUUUACGUUCAUGGUCUAUUUUUGGAAGGUGCAUCCCUCGAGCGCCGAACCGGUAAGCUAAUCGAAUCCAAGGCAAAGGUCCUGUACGAGCAGAUGCCCGUUAUCUACAUCUACGCCAUCAACACAACGGCCGGCAAGGAUCCCCGGCUGUACGAGUGCCCGAUCUAUCGUAAGCCCCAGAGAACCGACCAAAAGUAUGUCGGUUCAAUUGAUUUCGAAACGGAUUUCAAUCCACGCCACUGGACGCUACGCGGUGUGGCUCUGCUGUGUGAUAUCAAAUAAUUUGUGAUAGGGAUUGUUCGAUUCAUUUUGUUGUUUCUGAUCAAUUCAUCAGACGUAGCACUCGUUUGUUGUUUCUAGUUCAAAAAGGCACUUUAAUGUGAGUUUAAAGCAGAUGAAAACAAUUAUAUGACUUCUACUACUGCAAAGUAUGAAAAGAGAGCACCUCCCCUCACAGACAAAAUAUAAAACAAGAAAUAAAAA
Aedes albopictus (Asian tiger mosquito) is the source of this 14896-nucleotide messenger RNA. RefSeq names its product dynein axonemal heavy chain 5 (gene Dhc1). The coding region runs from base 644 to 14695 and encodes 4683 amino acids. Gene Ontology annotation, biological process: microtubule-based movement. Gene Ontology annotation, molecular function: dynein light intermediate chain binding; dynein intermediate chain binding; ATP binding. The record is from RefSeq and is a predicted model, not a curated record. Lineage: Eukaryota; Metazoa; Arthropoda; Insecta; Diptera; Culicidae. Gene Ontology annotation, cellular component: axonemal dynein complex. The transcript has 13 exons.